This is a messenger RNA of Suricata suricatta (meerkat), 2115 nucleotides long. It is a transcript of the gene FSTL3, whose product is annotated as follistatin like 3. The coding region runs from base 44 to 916 and encodes 290 amino acids. The transcript has 6 exons. NCBI's taxonomy places the organism in Eukaryota, Metazoa, Chordata, Mammalia, Carnivora, Herpestidae. Gene Ontology annotation, biological process: multicellular organism development; regulation of BMP signaling pathway; negative regulation of activin receptor signaling pathway. The record is from RefSeq and is a predicted model, not a curated record. Gene Ontology annotation, molecular function: protein binding; activin binding.
CCGCGCCUCCGACGCGGGGGCCGCCGCCGUCUCUGCGUCCACCAUGCGUCCCGGGACGCCGAGGCCACUGUGGCCACUGCCCUGGGGCGCCCUGGCUUGGGCCGUGGGCUUCGUGGGCUCCGUGGGCUCGGGGGACCCCGCGCCCGGUGGGGUCUGUUGGCUCCAGCAGGGCCGAGAGGCCACCUGCAGCCUGGUGCUGAAGACUGACGUGAGCCAAGCGGAGUGCUGUGCCACCAGCAACAUCGACACGGCCUGGUCCAACUUCACUCACCCAGGGAACAAGAUCAGCCUUCUGGGCUUCUUGGGCCUUGUCCACUGCCUCCCCUGCAAAGACAGAGCCCCAAGCCCAGGCGCAGCGUCGACUCCCGGUCCGCCGGGCCCGUGGCUGGUCUCGUCUCCAACGGAUCUCGCUCCCAGACUUCGAACCAGUCGCCCUCCCCUGGGUUCCCCGACUCCGGCACGGCCUCUGGCGUCAGGGCUGGGGGCGGGAGCGCCGCGGGCUCCGAGGACAUCCGGCCUCGGUCACGUCUGCGGCUCCGACGGCGCCACCUACCGCGACGAGUGCGAGCUGCGCGCCGCGCGCUGCCGCGGCCACCCGGACCUACGCGUCAUGUACCCCGGACGCUGCCGCAAGUCGUGCGCGCACGUGAUGUGCCCGCGGCCGCAGUCGUGCGUGGUGGAUCAGACCGGUAGCGCUCACUGCGUGGUGUGUCGCGCGGCGCCGUGUCCCGCGCCCUCCAGCCCCGGCCAGGAGCUCUGCGGCAACAACAACGUCACCUACAUGUCCUCGUGCCACCUCCGCCAGGCCACCUGCUUCCUGGGCCGCUCUAUCGGCGUGCGCCAUCCGGGCAGCUGUGCAGGCACCCCUGAGCCGUCCGAUGCCGAGUCGGAGUCGGAAGAGGAGAACUUCGUGUGAGCCCGUGGGGCCGGCUUGGGCCUGGCGUUCAAGGCCUCCCCGUUUUAUUUAUUGCCACUGCCGAGUCUAAUUUAUGUCCCAUGGACACUUCCCAGAGCUUGGGCCGGGACCUCUUGGGAGGGGCCCUGGAGCCCCCUGACAAUACCUUGGAAGGAUGGGGGCAGGGGGCCUGGGAGUGGGGCUGGUAGGUGCGGCUCCCACUCCAGGCACCGGGCUGCCCCAGAGGACCGCAUGCUUCUGCCCUAGGGGAUAGCUUAGAUACCGCCCCCCGUGGAGAGGCCUGGGGCUUGCUUGCCCUCCAGCGGUUAACAAAGAGGCACCGCAGCCUCGUGGGUCUUGGACUGGGGGUGACGGAGGCCCCCAGCCUGGGUGCGUAUUGGCGAGUCGCAGAGCUUGCCACGGAAGCACCACCGGCCACAACCAGCUCAAGGACUCCAGGCCUUACCUUCCUCGGUGCCUCCGUUUCCGUUUCCCUGGGUCGUUUCCAUUUCCCUGGGUCGUCCUGUAGUGGCCGCUAAGCAAAGCCCAGCGUGUCUCCUGGGGUGGGAAGCGGGAAGCCUCCGGCCAGGAGAGGCCAGAACAGAACACUGCGUUUAGUGGUGCCCAGUGCACUUUGGGCGAGACCCAGUGGGGCCCACGAAGAGCCCCUGCUCGCCCACCGUGGGGUAUAUGUGCCGAGGCCCGCUGCCCGUGCUGCCUCCUAGAGCCGAAUGUGUAGGCGGCACCCCCGCGCCUGCUGCCCCAUCCGCAGGUAAGGUCCAGACCAGGACCCCUCCCGGGAGACGUGCCUUGGCCAAUCUCUAAGCCUAGUCUCCAGGUGAACCCACCUCGCCCACCAGAUGGCCCAAGAGUCUUGACAGUUGCCAGACGCAGGCCUGGGCUGAGUUGCUGCCUUCUGCCUGGGCUGUUGCUCAGUGUCACCUCCCCAUGUCUGCAUGUGCCAGAGGCCCGGACCGGACACUGGGGGGGCCCAGCAGGCGGGAGACCACCUCCUUGAGCUUGCAGCGAGCCGUGCUGGGCCCAGUUGUAUUCAUCCUCCCCUGGCCCCUCGGAAGUGCCUUACCUGUGACACCCAGAAAAGUGUCCUUGAGUAGUGGGGUUCACCCGAGCCCCCCAACAAGGCCACCUCCCCACCCUGGGGACCUGCCUCACCAAAGAAAUAAACACUGUAAAAAGACACUCUGGAGUGUCCAAGCCUU